Messenger RNA from Dujonia railenensis, 741 nucleotides. NCBI's taxonomy places the organism in Eukaryota, Fungi, Ascomycota, Pichiomycetes, Serinales, Debaryomycetaceae. The record is from the annotation of a GenBank genome assembly.
AUGUCGUUCGAGUUAGUUUUUGCUGUUCCGAUGGAAUGUGAAUCAUGUGUCAACUCUGUUUCAAAAACGUUAACACUGGUGGAGAAUGUUUCGUCGUAUGACAUCAACUUGAAAAAUAACAUCGUCACCACAAAGGGUACAGCGCCUCCAUCAGAGAUUGUCAAAGCCAUUCAGAGUACAGGCAGGGACGCAAUAAUUCGUGGAACUGGCCAACCCAAUUCCGCUGCUGUUUGUAUCUUAGAAUCCUUCGAUCCAAAAGAUUAUACCCAGCCUGUCAAAGGUUUGGCAAGAAUUGUGGGUGUUUCACCAAAUUCGUUAUUCAUUGAUCUUACAGUCAAUGGAUUGCCAAAAGGUACUUACUUCCCAUCUAUUAGAGCUUCAGGAAAUUUGCUGCAAGGAGCAUUGUCUACUGGAGACUUAUUUUACCAGUUGGACCCAAUUGAGAUCAGCCAGGCAUCGUCAAAUGACACCGUAAUAAAUUCACUUGGUGCAAGUCAAGUCGUGCUGGAAGGAUUAUGCUCAGGACAAAGUUACUUGAAGGCAGACUUAUCCAUCAAUGACUUAAUAGGUAGAAGCGUAAUAUUGUCCAGAUUGGAUGGAAUUGUUACGCCAGAUUCAUUGUGUGGGGUUAUUGCCAGAAGUGCAGGAGCUUGGGAAAAUGACAAGCAGGUUUGUAGUUGUACAGGGAAGACAGUUUGGCAAGAGAGAACAGAAGCUGUAAGUAAGGGAUUGAAGACUUAG